AUGCCACGUCGUUCAGGAGGUGGAAUGAGAGCUGCUCCAGCACGAGCACCUGCGAGACCCCCAACACAAAUCACUCGAGCUCCACCUGCAGCUCCAGCUCCGAUGACUGCCGCUCCAAUGGCUGGACGACAGCCAGGAAUGUUUGGACAAAUGGCCUCAAUUGCUGGUGGUGUCGCAGUUGGAUCUAUGGUGGGUCAUACAUUAGGCGCUGCUAUUACAGGUGGAUUGGGAGGUGGUCGUGAAGAACAAGCAGUUGAAAGUGGCCCAUCAUCGCAGCCACUUUAUCAACAACAACAACCAAUGCAGCAAAACCGUUCAAACUAUUGCGAAUUACAACAAAAAGAAUUUAUGAGAUGUCUCGAACAAUCAAAUGGGGAUUCAACCCAAUGUCAAGGAUUUUGGGAAGCAAUGAAAGAUUGUCAGAAAUGGGCUCAAAGUUCAGGUAGUUAA
Didymodactylos carnosus is the source of this 450-nucleotide messenger RNA. The record is from the annotation of a GenBank genome assembly. Lineage: Eukaryota; Metazoa; Rotifera; Eurotatoria; Philodinida; Philodinidae.